Messenger RNA from Podarcis lilfordi (Lilford's wall lizard), 22202 nucleotides. Lineage: Eukaryota; Metazoa; Chordata; Lepidosauria; Squamata; Lacertidae. The record is from the annotation of a GenBank genome assembly.
AUGGCGGUCUGCGCUCGGCUUUGCGGCGUGGGCCCGGCGCGGGGCUGCCGGCGGCGGGGGGCUCAGCAAAAGGGGGCGGCGGGCGACAGCAGCGAGCCAGACACGGACCCUGAGGAGGGAGGCGGCGGCGGCUGCGGGGAGGCGGCGGCGGCGGAGGACGACGACGCUGCCGAGGAGCGCAUCGAGGGGGCGGCCUUGGCCGAGAGCAGCCCUCGCAGCCGGGCUCCGCUCUCGCUCCUCGACCUCCCACCGGAGCUGCUGGUGCAGAUAUUCGGCUCGUUGCCCGGCACCGACCUGCCCAACCUGGCCCUCGUCUGCAGCGCCUUCAGGCGCAUCCUCCGCACCGACACCAUCUGGCGCCGGAGGUGCAAGGAAGGUGAGCUUCCCUCCGUGUGUAGGUAGCAACCCGCUCCCAUUUCUGAGGCGACCCGAAUCCUCGCUUCCCAUCUCUCCCCCCCCCCAAUAUAGCACAGGAGUAGAAGGGGAGCUUUGUCCAUGCCCACAGACAGAUGCGCAGACCUCUGCAAGGCUUGGUAUGAAGAAGUUUAAGGUGGGAGGAGGAAGCAGUAAUGAAGAGAGCUGAUUUGGGUGGAGGAGCUGCAGAAGGGGUGCAGGUUAAAGGAAGGAGGCAAAGCCUCAAAAUAGAGGAAAAUAAGGCUCAAGUCGCAGAGAGUUGGAAGCCUUAAAUCUGGUGAGUUCAUUUAUCUCACCAAACAAUGGUGGGGGUCAUAGGCUGCAUACACGCUACGCCUUUAAAGCAAAUUCCGCCACUCCAGAGAAUCCUGAGAAGUGUAGUUAACCCCUCACAGAUCUUCAUCAAUACCUGGCCUUAACAGUCCCCAGGAUUCUUAGAGGGAGGAACUUUGAAUGUGAUUUAAAUAUAUGGUAUGUUCACAGCCUGGGUAGGUCAGAUGAUGCCAACAGAAGAGGAUACCAUGUGGCACUGGUGUUUUUGCUUGGGAAAUGAAUGCUGGUAGUUCAGAUGGAAAAAAACAGCAAAGGGUUGGCUGGUGGCACCUUAAAGACAAACAGAUUUUUACUGUGGCAAAAGCUUUCAUGGGCUACAGGUGAAUUCAUCAGAUCAAAAACCUGAUAUUCACAAAUGCUUCUGCCACAGUAAAUCUGUUAGUUUUUAAAGUACUGCCUCUUGCAGUGCAAACAACAGGCAGAGCUACUUUCUGAAGUUCUUACUAUCCAGACGAAAAGGCAUUCUAAAAGAAAGGGACUAUCUGUAUCUUGGGAAACCCAUAAAAUCAAAGCUUUAAAAACAUCAGGGUAAUUGAAUUAGAAGCAGGGCAGCUGAAAUUUGCUUAAAAGACUUGAGGCAUAGGAGUGCCUUGCACUGUGACCUUUUAUAUUUUAAAGUACCAGAGCUUUUUUUGUUUGUUUGUAGCCUAACUUGAAACUUGUGAAGGGAUAUUUAGAAAUUAUUUACUCCACCCCUUCAACAGAAGGUUGCAAGGCAGUUUACAGCUGUGCAACACACAAACUUAAAAGGAUAACUGAGCUGAGGCAUGGAGGAUUCUGCCUUGACAUAGUAGAUUGAUUUAUGACCUCCUGGUCCUUCCCUAUCCUGUGAUUCUGUAAUUCUUGUAAUACCAUUCACAUCUAUGUUUCGAGAUUCAGCAUAUCAGCAGCAUGGUGCAUACCUAAAAAUGGGCAGCCUAAAUUAGACGAGAGCGAAGAGAGCAGGAAUGGAAACAUAGGUGGAUUUGGGAAGAUUUAGUGGAAGUACAGUUAAGACAGAAUUCGGGAAGUUCAGGAGAAGCUCUUCUCAAAAACAUGGAUCUCAAAUCCUAUGAGCCACUGGGAAAGAAAGUAGUCUAGAAACUUAGGCUUCAGUACAAAGUGAAGUAGACCAGAGGAAGGCUCUGCUGUAUCUAGCUUGUAAACUGAGGUACAAGAAAAAUUGCUGAUAAAAAAAUACUUAUAGAAUAUUGAAUUAUCCAGAAAAUAGGUAGAGACUAGUUUUGACAUCAACUUAUAGACUGCUCUAGUAAUGUAAAAUGCUGGCAUUUAUAGAACUCCACUUCAGUCUUAUGAGGUACGAAUACAUGUAAAUCACAAACCAAUGACAUAAACUAGGUCUGUACAACUGUGUCGCAGCAAGCUAAGAACAGCCCAGCAACUAUGUACUGUGAACUGUUGGGUACUUGGACAUCUCCCCAAUUAUAUAUAUAUAUUUAUUAUAGGUGGCAAACAACACAAGGAAGCUACCCUUCAGUAGCUUCAGGGCCAACCUGCCCAUGAGGCAGUUUCCUCAGGGUGGCAAACUCCAGCUGCUGCCUCCUUCCCUGUGUGCCUGCUGCUGCACACCCACCCAGUGGCACAGGGUGGCAGUGGGUACUCAGGUGGGUCACACAGGCAUGCAGUGGCAGCAUUUUCUGUUUUGCCUCUAGUGGCAAAAUGUCCUGGGCUGUCCCUGGAUGGGAGUCAUUUGGCUUGGUGAGUUGCAAGUUGGCAAAACAUGAGGCAACUAUACAUGUUAUUUACAUGUUAAAGGGUCCAUCCCAUCAGCUUUUAUUUAUAAGAUGAUUAGCCAGCAAUCUUAGCUUGCUAUUGGAUUGAGAGUGAUGAACCCAGGCAUGGAGGUAUCUCCUCAGUUUUCUCAAAUCAACGCUUGGGAUGAAGAGUGCUGCUGUGCUCACCUGGGAAAUACGAGGCCCAAGAUGAUAUUGAGUGUUCAAAGACUAGGGUGAAGUUUGUGGUAUGAAGGAUACAUUGAUGGCAGCUGUCAUUCAUUCAUCUUAUACCCGCACUGCUAAAUUUGGGAACCCCAACCACAAUACAUUUAAGGGGAUUGCUUGCCUGCUUCAAUUGGUGCUCUAUUGAACAUUUCCCAGCAAGAUCACAUCCUGCCAUGCACUUUUUGUUCCUCUUCUUCAUAUUGCAAAUGGAUUCAUGCCCUCUGGCCCAUUAGUGAGGACCCACACCAGCUGUAUCUGUUGCCAGCUAUGAAGUCAUGCUUUUUGGCCUUGCCAAGAAGAACUUUGGGGUUGGACAUCUGAGUGCAGCCAGCAACUGCAUUUGGGUGAGCUGGAGACUUUGGGUACAUUAAGAAUGCUGUCUGCAGCUGCAAGAACUUAUUUCUAAUUUGUUUGAUAGCCUCAUUUGAGGAUAUUUGCCAACAUUGACUCAUCCUUGUGGAUAGGCUUGGAACACACUUUAAAUGGAUUUUGCAUCAUGUUGCCUCAGCUUGCUGCAUUCUUUCUUGCCUGGCAUGAUUUUGGGCAAGUGCCAUCUUAGUUCCAUCACAGUUAUUGGGGAAAAUAAAGGGGUGGCAUCUUUCUUUGUGUCACUUAAUGUCAUGGCAGUUGUACAUAGAGGCCUCAUCAGUUUUCUAAAUUGGGUACAAAGCUCUGUUUUCCUUAAGCCUUUUCUAUAGCUGGAAGGGAUAUUCCUGGUUGUCUAAAUCUAAUAUAGCCCCCAUCCAUAAAACAGAAUAUCUGAAUCUUCAAGGAUCUUAAUGUCUGCCCUGCCAAGACAGAUUAUUAUCUAAUGACCUGCUUGCAUGGAGCUAGGAAAAAAAUAGAUAACAAAAACCAUAACCUAAUUUAUGGUUAAAUAUGGAUUGUUUGUUCUUGGAUAUAAUUUUAUACCCUUUUUUUGGAAUUAAUCAGCCAUUUUCUUUUAUGAGAAAGACUUGGAUCUUUCCUAAUGUAGAAAGUAAUGAAGAAAGCAGCAAAUAAACAUAAACAGACCAUGCUUGGCAGACCCAAACCACAGGUACAGCUAGAGAGUUUUGAUAUUGCACAGUUGUUGGUAGUGGUGGAGUUGGUGUUCUUAACUUCUGGUUUGGGUUGACGUCAGAGCUAAGAUGCCAGACAGUGGGAUAAUAGGUUUUGGGUUACUGGCAUGCAAGCUGCUGGAGUCAGAUAAGACAUGGUUGCCAUCCAGUGUGGUGCAUGUUUAUUUAUUUGUUUAUAUUCCAUUUAGAAACACAUAUUUGAGUGUGAGAUGAUCAAACUCAAUAUUUUAGCCACAAAGAAUGUGAUUUUACCAUCUUCACAGCCAUUCAAUACAGCAUUUUGUAUUGCUGUAUUAUGGCACUAAUAUAAGUGCUUAUAUAGAAGCCACAUGUUGCAGAUGCUGCCUAAUUCUGCUUCUUAUGACAGAAUCCCAUUCAUGCAGGUAGCAUUGUCUCUGAAGCCCCCUAAUUGCCUUGUAGUCAGGUUUGCAAUCAUCACCAAGACAGAAAUGUUUAUUUCUUUUUCACGACUGCCCACUAUUAAAUGUGCCAGCAUCUUAUUAUGGCCUUAUUUUGUUCUCUCCUUAAAAACCCAAGCUCUGCCGUGUGUCAGAAAUUACAAGUUUUUUUAAUGGCCUUUCUCUCUUUUAGAUACAGUAUCUGAAGAAGUGUGCAUGCACACGAAAGCUCAUACCAGUGACAAACUUAGUUGGUCUCUAAGGUGCUACUGGAAGGAAUUUUUUAAUUUUGUUUCUCUCUUGUAGUUCAUCAAGAAGAGAGAGAUUUCCCCAAGCAUGUCCAACUUAGCCUGCAUAGCUCAGUUGGUUAGAGUAUGGUGCUGAUAACACCGAAGUUGCAGGUUUGAUUCCCAUAUGGAACAGCUAUCUAUUCCUGCAUUGCAGGGAAUUGGACUAGAUGAUUCAUAGCACAUGUGGGCAACUAGACCAUGGCAGUUGGCACUCAAUGCAGCAAUUCCAGAGCGGCUUGGAGUACACUUGUGGGUCAUGCUGGUAACUGCCUACUUUGUGUUGUCUGUAUGUUUGUUCCCUUUUACUUUUUUGGAGUUUGUGAGCAAGUAGAUUCUGCGAUUUUUGUGGAGCUGUGGAUUUCAAUUCACUUUUUGGGCAAAGCUAUAAAUAGGUGGUACUGACUGUUCCCCGGGCGUGGAAGCAAAUUGGCGCCUCUCUCUCCUCCCUGUAGCUCAGCUUACCUUGAUUAAUCAACAGUUUCCAUGCUCCAUUUGUUUGUUUUUAAAUGCUAAGUGAUUUGACCUUUGUCUUUAAAAGAAAGUGUCCAGGGUGUGGCAGUGAGCCCUCCUGGCAAAGUGAAUAGUGGCUUGAGUUCAACAGAGGGCAUGAAUGGCUAACAAACAACUUGCUUUGCAGAUUCCUGUAGCUUUAGAAUGCAAGACAGGGUGACUGAAGCUAUUAGGAUUAGACUGCAGUUGAACCAGCUGUUCCACCCUGACCGCAAGCACUUUGCUGUUCAUUGAAAUGGAGGGAACAAGCCUGGCCCACACCUGAUAGCUAAUAGGAAAGUCCUAGUGCAGGAGUCAGCAAACUUUUUCAGCAGGGGGCCGGUCCACUGUCCCUCAGAUCUUGUGGGGGACCGGACUAUAUUUUGAAAAAAAUAAUGAACGAAUUCCUAUGCCCCACAAAUAACCCAGAGAUGCAUUUUAAAUAAAAGCAUUUUACUCAUGUAAAAACACUCUGAAUCCCGGAUGAUCUGUGGGCCAGAUUUAGAAGGGAUUGGGCCAGAUCCGGCCUCCGGGCCUUAGUUUGCCUACGCAUGCCCUAGUGAGUUAGACCUUUGCUCAUGUAGAGUAGAUAAGCAAAGGUGUUUCCUCACACCAAGAAGGAAUUUACUUCAGAUCAGACUAGCAGUGACUUUGGAUGUGUUCUGCCCAUCCCAUCCGAGUAUGCAGUGUUCACUUUGACUUAUCUGGAGCUACUUGUUGAGCAAGUAUCUUUGUGGGGCACCUGCUUGUGGCAGAGGAGGGUCCGGACUAUGGCAGGAGUAGUGGGUAACGUUGCCUUUGAACAGGGAGUUAAACUACAUGGUGUUUUCAGCCUUUCCUGCUAGUACAGACUUAAAGCAUGGCUAUUUUCUCUAAUUUUGUUAAUUUAAUCAGAUUUUUGUCAUCCAAGUUGCUCAGGAAGAGGGUAUUUGUCUCCUCUCCAAGGUCACCCAGUGAUCUUCUUUGCAAAAUGGGGAUUUGAACCCUAAUCUCCCCGGAAGAUGUCCAGAUUAUAGUAUGUGGUUUCUGUUUGUUGCUAGGAGUAUACAUUUCUAUCUGCAUAGAACAGCUUUAAUAUUUAAUUUUCUCUGGUGAUUUGCAGCAGCGAGAGUGGUUGUUUGUGUGUUUUAAUAGCCUUAAGGGUAACAGUGCAGUAUUUCUCACAGAAAAAAGCAACAGCCUAUUGUAGGAAGCAAAAAGGAUAUUGAUUUUCUAGAGGUCUGUAGCUAUAUCAAAUACACUGAGUUUUUUUACCCCAGUAUCCAGUCCUCACCCCACCCCACCCCCGUAUCCAGAAUAAAUGACUAUUAUACUUGGCUUUACAGUAUUCAGAGCACUUAACAUACAUUAUCUCACUAAAACCUUACAACAAUCCUGCAUAGUAGAAAAACAGUAAUGGUCACCAGAUUGGAAAAGGCUGCUUUAACAUGUUUAAAACUGCUAUGUGCCGUACAUUGAUUAAGGCUGCAAUCCUGUACACACAGCUGGAAGUCGCAUUGCUCAGUUAAACUUCUGACUACUCUAAAAAUAAAAUAGGGCUGGGUUAACAAUACUGGUGGCCCUUGUAGCUAUUGAAUUAUCAGAGCAAAUCUGAAUCAUGAGAAAGCAAGACUGGCAAAGCCUGAGGACUGUUGUCUUGGUACUGGAUAGCUCUUGUGUAAAUACAGGCUUUGUUUUUUGUUUUUUUAAUUUGGUGUGAGUUAAAGGAGUAACUUUUCAGAUAUAAGGGUGAUCUGUGUGCAUUUGAGCCUAUUGAGAGAUCUUUGAUUGGAUCAGCUUCUUGGUACAAUUUUUUUAAAAAUUGACCUUUUCCACUUCAUAUUGUUCCUCUCGCCAGCCAUUGCUAAGGGACCUACUCACUAACGCCCAGAGUGCUUGCCUUAACCUGCACCCAGAUCUAACAGUAUUUUGCCCCUUAUACUAGAAACCUAUUUGUUGUGUUAUAGUUCUGUUCAGUAUUUGAAACUCCCAUUGUUCUAGGCGCAUUUUGCGACAGGGAAUUUCAUUAGUGUGAGCAGUUUCUGAGCUCUGGGCACAGUACUGCACCUACGAUUUUAGAUUAAAACUGCAGAGUAGAAGGAAAGGAGGACCUUUUUCUGCCUCCUCACUUCCAGCUUCUCUCUGAAGACUGGAGAAGAGACCCCCCUUAAGAAUAUUAGGGGGUGAGCAGGGGAAGGACUAGAUCAUGUGAAAAAGGGACAUAAUAUUUUAGCUGCAAUUCAUUCAUUUUGAGCUUUGUAUUACAGGUAUUGUUAUAAAAAAAGUGCGCCUAGACAUUCCGUUGUUGCUCCCAUAAUGGAGGUUUAAGGUGCCAUUUAGCUCUUAGCUUUCAUAUCACAAUUUCUAACCCAGGUUCUUUUUAAAAUAGUGUGUGACAGUCUCUCUUAGACAUAUGUGCAAAUAAACACAUCAUAUGGUGUACCCUGAAAUGGCUUCUGCAAGUCAGAGGCUGUGAUCACUAAUUUAGAAAUGGGUAAACCCUCAGCCACUAUAGUUAUGGAUGAGCUUUGUGUCAGAAGAUCUUUGGUGUCUGAUGUCUAGCAGGUGCUAGAAGUGUAAAGCUGCAGUUUAAAUCCUCUACUUUAGAAAGCUGGUCUGAUUUUAACUAGUACAUCUAAGGCCUGGAACAAAUAGACUCUUGGUACUGGUAGACGGGCAUGUGGUCUGUAGUGGCUGUGGGUGCCUUCCGUUUUGUCAUUUAUUUCCUCCCCCAUGGUGGUUGUAGCAGUUUUGUAAAUUGACCUAACUCCUGUGAAUUGUUUUUCUUUUUCAAAAUGUAGCAAAAACCAUUUGUGUGUGUUUAUAGUUAGAAACAUCCAGCAAUAUGCAGUGCAAUGAACUGAGAGGGUGCCAUUGCCAUGACAUUGAUUGGCCAGGGAGCAGGCUGCACUGUGCCCAUGUUCCAACACACUCAGGGAUCCUUCAUUACAUGGGAUUGUGGGGGACCAAUCCUGCUGAAUGCUUAGAAUUUUGAUGCUGGGGGUUAGAAAUGUGAUCACGCACGCUCCCCCCAACAAGUUCUGUUUAAAUUUACAGUAAAGCCAUGUGUUGUGGCCUAACAUUCUCAUCCCCUGCUACGCCAUGAUUUUGUUUUGUUUUUUGCACAUCUUGGCAGCCAUAGUAAAACAAGACAUAUUAAGUCAUAUACACGUGGAGUCAGUAGCAUGGCAGGGUAGGCAGGCGGGCGGGCAGAGUCUCUUCCAAAUGCACUGGUAUGCCAUUACUGUCAUUUUAUAGAAGUGGAAAUGGAAGCUGAAUAACCCAGUUUUAAAAGCUUUUUCCCCAAUGAGUUUUAUUAAGUUUCAAUAUUUUUAAUCUAUAAAAUCAAGAUGCAAUUUCAUCUUUUCUCUUUAUUUUUAUCAACAUCCCACCCUGUUUUCCUUUUCUUUUUCAUUUCCUUUUCUUAUUAGUUUCCCCAAUUUUUAAUAAAUCAGUGCCAAAUUACAUCAAAUUUAAUACAAUUUCCCCAGAAACUUGACUUCCCACUUUCGUCCUAGGUGUGUCCUCUUUCCCUCCCAUUGCUGCUUGAAAUUACAUUAUAUUCAAUUUACAAUUAUUAAUUAUUAUUUGAUCAAUUCCUGCUCAUAUAUUUACAUAACAAUAACAUAUUCCCUUAAAGUACAAAAGAGGUUAUCCACUUUAAAGCAUUACUUAUUACUUCUAUAUUAACUUUUCUUUCUUUUCUUUUUUCUUUUUUAAAUUAAUCUUUAUUGGUUUAAAAUCAAAACAUACACACAACAAAAGCUUGCAAAAAGGAAUAAAGAAAAAGGAAAGAAGACGAAACAAAAGUAGCACGAUACAUCUCUUACAAACAAAAAACAGUAGAACAAUACAUCACAAAUUCACAGAAAUGUUCUGACCAUCAACUUCCAACUUCCUUGAUAUGGGUUCUUUGUUUUCCUAAUUACUUGCCUCUGUUUUUCAAUAAACUCUGUCUUUAUUAAAUAUUGUUUGUCUUCUUUAUACCUUAAUCAAUUCUGAGUGUUAUUCGAAGCAUUCUAAAGUUUUUUUAUGGGGACACUGUUCUUUUGAAUAUUGUCUAUAGAUCUCCCAUUCUCUUUUGAACUUUUCGGUUGAUCAAUCUCUGAUCUUUUUUGUCAUAUACAGUAUGCUAGUUUCAUGUACUCAAGCAUUUUUACUUGCCACUCCUCUUUUGAUGGAGUUUUAUCUCCUUUCCAUCCCUUGGCAAUCAGCAUCCUUGCUGCCGUUGUUGCAUUAAAAAAAAUCCUUCUUUUCUCCCUUGGGAUGUCUGAUGCCAUUAUGCCUAAUAGGAAGGUUUUGGGUUUCUUAUUGAACGUUAUUUUGAACAGUUUUUUAAAAAUUUAUUGUAUAUAAGUUCCCCAAAGCUCUUUAUUUUUUUGCAACCCCACCACAUGGAGUACACCGUGCCCUCUAACUCUCUACACCUCCAGCAUAAAUUUGAGUUGGUUCUGUACAUUUGGGACAGUUUGUUGGGGGUGAUGUACCACCUGUAUAGCAUCUUCAUAAAAAUUUAUUUUAUAGUGAAGCAGGCUGUGAAUUUCAAUUCCCUUCUCCAUAAAUUUUCCCAUUCCUCCAUUUGAAUAUUGUAACCAAAUCUUUUGUCCACUUAACCAUGACUUAUUUUACCUCUUCUUCCUUUACUUCGCAAUCUAAUAAUAAUGUGUACAUUUUGGAAAGUUGUUUUUCUUUAUUUUUUAAUAAACCUUUUUCUAAUUCCAAAAUUUCCAUCACAAAACCUAUUUUUUAAUCAGCCUUAAAGAUUUUCAAUUGGUGGUAUUGUAACUAACCUGUAAGAUUUUUUCAGUUUUAGCUGGGUUUUAUCCUCUUCUAAUAAAUCUUUGUAUGUUGCCCAAUUCUUAUUCAUGUUUUGUUUUCUUUCCUGUGAAGGCUUCAAGUGGAGAUAACCACCAGGCUUAUCCCAUAUUUAUCCCAUAUACCAUAUAGUGAUUUCCUUAACACGUGAUUCAAAAAACCCCUGAGAACCCUUACUUUCCCUAACAGCAAAGACAAGCCACUUUCCUUUCUUUUCAUCUUGCAUGUGCUGCCAUCUGUGCCAUCUUCUCCACCAUCCGUCACCUUUCAGUAAGCCAGUGUCCAUUUCCUGUCCAGUUCCAUAUUGUUUUGCAAUUCAUGUUGUCUCCACAGCAUUUGCACCACCCCGUUUUCCAUGGAGUUGUUGUUUCUCCCCUUCUGCUGCACCCUAUCUUCUAUAUAUUAAAUCACAAUAUUAUAAUCUAAUUACUUCUGUUGCUCAUAGCUCAAAUCCUACUUGCAAGUUCAUCAUAUUAUAAUAUUUAUAUAAAUAGUCCAAAAAAGGCAUCCAUUCUUCCAUAGAACACUCAUCAUUAGAUUCUCUUAAUUUUGCUGUUAAUUUUGCCGGUUCUGCAUAGUCCAUUAUCUUACUUAUCCAUUCUUCUUUGGUUGGAACGUCUUCUGUUUCUGCGCAUAUAGAAUCCUAGCUGCUGAUAAACAGCUUUAACAUUUUUUGGGAUUUCUGCCCCUAUGAUUCCUAACAGAAAUGUUUCAGGCUUUUUUUAUAUCUACUCAUUUUAAACAUCUUUUUUAUUUUGUCAUGUAUCACUUCCCAAAAUACCCUCGCUUUCUUGCAAGUGCACCACAUAUGAAAAAAAACCCAUCUACCUGUUUACACUUUCAGCAAUUAUUAGGAAACAUUUUAAAAAGUUGAAUUUAUAUUCUGGACUUAAAACAACAAAUAUGACUGCUAGGACAGAGAUUGAAAAACACAUGGAGAUGCUGGGCUUUUUGUUGCUUUUUGACUGUAUUCUAGAGCUGAUAGUGCCAGGGUGAUUAAAAAUAAAGGUGGAAGCUUGCAAGGGCUUUCUUAAGUGGAAGCUCCAAGGAUUCUAAUGGAAAAGGCUGCUGGACAUCCUUACCUCUGGACAGCAGAUGGUAUGACCUGACCUAUUUAAUUGCAGAAUAUGGUGUCUGCGAGAACCUGCGAAAGCUGGAGAUCACAGGAGUGUCCUGUCGAGAUGUAUAUGCCAAACGUAAGUUUCAAGCGCUUGGGAUCCUUUUUGAGUUUCAUUGUUGAAAGUGAAUUUGAAAGUGAAUUUUUAACUUGAGCAACUCAAUAGUCUAGACAACAGCAGAGCUGUGUGUCAACAGCAAUGUUUCUCUUAUCUGUAAAUCCAUAUUGAGAUUAGUUCAUUUAGCACUUACAUGCACUCCAGAAAUGUCAAGAUUUAGAGCAGCAUUACCUCUAUUUCCCAUCUCUCUAAACUUAAAUACAUUUCUAAAAGGCAUCAGCACUCUGUGUGACUCUUUUAUACAUGAGUGUUUAUGAUUAGCAGGCGUAGCAGCUCCCCAUUCCCCAGUGAUGUAUAAGUCUGGUGCUUCUAUUGUAGGGACACACACUGAAUUUACUGUCUGGGGGAUAGAUCCUUGAAUAUCCCCAACCCUUCAACUGGCAACAUGAGCUGAAGGAGUCAAUCCUGUGAGCCAUAUUUUGCUGAUUUAAAUAGAAGCCCUUAAAAGUAUUUCCUGUUAUUUCAUUUAAAAAAACAAACAAACUCUGCAAGAGAUCAUCCCUGAUGCCCCUUAUUUCAGACCAGCCUCUCCCACCCUCCAUUUCUACAAUAGUAUGCCAAGUUUGAAAACAUCUGGUGGUGUGGUGGUAAGAAGAGGUGGUAAAAAGAGGACCAGAGUUCUCAUACUCACCCUGCUGUGUCUGCUCAGGUAUAAACCCACGAGUGAAAUCAGGGCGUUUUAUGAAAAUCCUUCCCGACUACGAGCACAUGGAAUACAGAGAUGUUUACACCUGCCGUAUGUACCUUCCGUUGGCAAAUGUUUUUUGCGUUGUGUUAGCAUGGAGUGUGCCUGCUUCACCACUUAAUUGACAAGCUAAGCUUCCCAGGGCCAUUUGGGGGACGGAUAUGUUUUGAGAGCAGCGGGUGCCAAAUCCAGCAGACUAAGAAAGAAUGCUAACUACCACUGCUAUGUCAAGGUAUAAGAGUAAGCAGUGCUAGAAACAAAGAAGGUAGCAGUAGCUGUGGGUCUCUGGGGUUAUAAAAGUGCACUGAGGAGCAGAUGGGACCGUCUUGAGGGUGGAUAGAGUUUGGGUAGAGGCUUGUAGUCCCACUCACAGUUUUGUAUCAACACUAGGGGAAGGGGAUGAGACCCAGGAAGAUGAAAUGUUGGCAUCUCAAAAGAAACUGCUGAAAAGUGAAGUUUUCAGGAAGCAUCAAGUCAGGAACGGCUUGAUAGAAUUACAUUCCAGGUUAUUGCAGGGAAAGGCCUUCACAAAUCUACUCACAAGGGGCAAGGUUGCCCACGCCUAUGGCAAGAUGGACACCUAACAUCCUGUAGAUCCCUACCUCAGAGAGCUCACUCCAUUGCAUUUUUCAAGCAGGUAAGAUAUAGUAGGAGCCUUUUCUGAGCAGUGAAAAAGGAGUCUUGCUGCUGAUUUUGACCUUCUCCCUACCUUGCACAAUUGAGAGAAGACCUGGCCUAUCUCCCAAACCCCCUUUCCUUGCCAGGGGAUUGGACCAGAAGUAAGAGCCUACCUAAGUAAGCUAAGCCAGUAUCUGAGGACCCCUGACUGGGAAGUCCCUCCCAGUUGCUUCCUGGCUGUAGCAAGAAUACUGCUGUCUUUAAGCCAAGUGAGAAAACUUCUUGCUUCUCAGACGCUUCAGGUUACAGACUCCGCUAAUCCAGAAAUAGUACCUUGGGUUAAGAACUUUGCUUCAGGAUGAGAACAGAAAUUGCGCAGCAGCGGAAGGCCCCAUUAGCUAAAGUGGUACCUCAGGUUAAGAACAGUUUCAGGUUAAGAACGGACCUCCAGAACAAAUUAAGUUCUUAACCCAAGGUACCACUGUAGUUCAGAGGAAAGAGCCAUUGCCUCUAGCAUGAGACCCUUUUGAAUUGGGUCCCAAAGCAGUUCCUUUCUAACAAAGCAUCUCUGCCGUCCCAAAAAGAGAUUCAAGGGGAUGUAGAUCAGUAACUCAGGGUCCUCUAGAGCAGCAGAGAAAGCACUGGGAAAUUGUGACAUCUAUCCUGGGAAGCCAGAAACUUAUGGUCUUCCCAUGUAAGUGUGUGCUGUUUUUCCAUUUCAGCAAGGGUAGCAGUCCCUAAAACAUAAACUGGAAUUCUGAAAUUGAAUCCCAAUCUGCCAAUUGGCCACCCCUGUUCUAGUGGAAAUCAUGAAGCUUUUUUUUUUUUACCAAAGAACAGAAGGAAAAAAAUAUUGAGCAGCAACUCUGUGUUCCUAGCCCUUGGUAAGCUGCUUUCAUUCAGUGAGUUCUUCAUUGAGUCAUCAGGUUCUUGUGUGAGUUUGAUUGGAAAAUAAAUCAGUGGGUUUUUGAGAGUCACUGCUGGUACAUUCAUUUUGGUCCAAAUGGAUCUUGAGGCUGCCUAUUACAUAUUCAGCUCUGUAAAAUAAUAGUGAAAGGAGAGAAGCACAGUCUAAACAGUCUGGAGGUUUUAGACACUGUGAAAUAGAAACUUUAUUUUAUGAAAACAACUCCUUCUGUCUUGGGCAGCUGCUCAGAAAUCCACAUUACCAUAUAUUCACACUGCUCCAUCCACGUGAUGCUCACAUGCUUCUAGGUCAUGGGUUCCCCAAAAUGCCAAUUAACCCUCAGGAUGAAUAGUCUGUGGUUUUGCUUUGGGUAACAAAGAGCUGCAAGCCGGGCAACCAUUUAACAUACACAGCCUCCCCCAGAUUGGAAAUGCAAUGUUGGAAAAGGCUGCGUCUCUGGAAUUGUUGCUUCUUAAAGAAAUAAACACUGCCAGUAAGAUUGAAAUGCAUCAGAGCUGUGCAGGGGGACAGAUGUGCUCUUGUAAAAGGUCCCAUUUAGAAGUGCACAAGCUCCUAACCCUUUAUUCUGCCAUUUAUCCCCCUGACCACAUUAUUUUAUUUUAUUUUGCCUUGCCUUAUUUAUUAAAUUUGUAUGCUGCCCUAUACUCGUAGGUCUCAGGGCAGUUACAACAUGAAAUCACAAUAUAAAAACACAAAAUAUAUAAUAUAUAAUCAAAACAAAAACAACUCAAUAACACCCCCACUCCACAACACAUCUUAAAAGGGCAUUGGAUGUCAGUCAGCUCUAAAGGCCUAGUUAAAGAGGAACAUUUUUGGCUGGUGCCUAAAGUGUAUAAUGAAGACGCCAGACAAACCUUCCUGGGGAGAGCAUUCUAUAAAUGAGAAGCAACUGCAGAAAAGGCCCAUUCUCAUGCUGCCACCCUCUGGACCUCUUGUGGAGGAGGCACACAAAGAAGGGCCUCAGAAGAUGAUCUCAGGUAGGUUCAUAUGGAAAUAGGUGAUCCUUGAGGUACUGCGGUCCUGAGCUGUUGAAGGCUCUAUAGGUAUAAUUGCAAAAGUAUAUCUGAAACUUGGAUUGCUCAGUGCAUUAGUUUUGUGUGAAGCAGAUUCCUGACAUUGGCUGAGCUAAAGCUUUGUGUCAGGGUACCACCAUUGCAUGCCAAAGGGCCCAGGUUCAAACCCUGCCAUAUCCAGUUAAAAAAAAAAAAAAAGAUUAGGAAAGCAGAUGAGGGCAAGACCUCUGCCAGAGGCAGCUGCCAGUCAGAGUGGACAACAGUGAGCUAGAUGGAAAAACAGUUUGACCUGGUAUAAGGCAACUUCCUGUGUUUCUAUGAAUGGGAGCUAUUCCAAUGGCACAGUGGGCUUUUUACUUUAUGACAUAAGCUAAACUGUUGUGACAGGAACAUAUUUGGAAUGCUGUUUUCUGAAGUGAGCCUGCUUUUGGCUUGAUGAUAGCCUCUGAACUGGGCUGUAAAGCAGGUAGGCUGGGAACUUGUGGCAACCUUGUCCUGUGGCAACCUUGCCCUUGAGAAGCAAUGGGAUGGAUGAGCUUGGGUGCGCUACAGGAGACUCUUUUGGUGUUCCUCUGGCUUAGUGACUGAUUUACAUGGGUAGUUUUUGAUUUCUUUAAAAGUGCUAAGGCUCAGUCUUGCUUAGUUCCCCCAGUCGUAUGGGGAUAUGAACUAUGCUGACUCAGUGGGUGGCAUCCAGUAGUAACUCUGCCGAGAAUAGGCCAGUUGAAGUUAAUAGACAUGACUAACUUAGGUUCAUUAGUUUCAGUGGGUCUUCUCUGAGUAGACUUACAUUCCAGUGACUCUUCAGUCACACUUCCUGCAAGGAAUUGGAAAGUGAGGCUAGUCACCAUUCAGAAAUAUAGGAAGCUGCCUUAUACCAAAUCAGAUCAUUAUUCUCACUUAUUACUGUCUACACCAAUUGGCAGUGGUUCUUCAGGGUUUCCCAGCUGUACCUGGAGAUGAACCUAGGAUAUUUUGCAUGCAAAGUGGAUGCUUUAAAGCAGUUGGGGCCUGCCUCUGUUUGACCAAUGAGCAUUACAGAUGCUAGAAGCAAAGCUUUUAGUAUUUGACAGCUGCUUCUUCCAGCUUGGGAAUCCCAAAUAAAAACAGAAAGAAGUGCCUUGCCCAGAUGAUUGCUGACCUAUUGAAACAGAGUGCUCAUCAAAAUAAUGCAUUGUCUCAUUCACGUUAAUAUUUUUAUUUUGAAAUUGUGCUUCUGAUUUCCACAGCUACAACUGUGUUCUGUCCUGUGUUCAGUUGCCUCUCAUUCCUCCCUAACUUUAGGCAGAAUAGCCCCAGAUAACCCCUUCCUUCUUAACUCCAUUCUGCUGUGAGAGGGAGAGUUUCAGUGAAGUGUCUCAAAAGUUCAGGGGGACCUUGAUACUCACAGUGGUAUGUUUGCGUGACUUAACGUAUUGUCUUGAGCAAACCCUCUCUGUGAGGAUUGUCAGUUUUCUUAGAAAGCAGCUCAUAAACAUCCCUUUGGUGAAAGCCUUUUCCUUUGCAGAGGCCUCCCUUGCAAAGGGCAUGGUGACAUUGUCCCUUAUUUUGACCAAGGCACUGCUUUAACUGGCGUCUCCCUUGAGUAGUGUAAUGUUAACACCCUGACCUCUUUAAUGCAGAAUAUGUUUCUGAUGACUGCAGUGGUGCUGAAAGAGCCUUCUCUACCUUUUUUACUUUUACUUUAGUUAGAGAUUUCUCCCUUGGGGGUGGAAGCAUAGUUUGAAGGCCCUUUAAACUCCUAGGGGAGGAGCCCAUUUCCUCUUCUCAGUGUUGGCUCUCAGUGGAGCCUCCCCCAGCUUGCAGGACAGGCAGGCGAGAGAUGAUUUGGACAAGGAUCAAGUGCCAGCACCCUUCUCCCUGCCUGAGACAUGGCUGAGGGCGAAAGAGCAGCAGUCAGCACCACUGAAGAGGGCAGUGCUACAAGCUGUGAAUUUUGGGCAAAGAGAGGGAAAAGCAGGAAGGUUCCCUGGUGCAACAUUUCUCUCCCAUUGCCAGAGCUGAAGAAGCCAAAGGAGGGGCUAAAAAAGAAAAGCGUGAAGUUGGGAAAUCCAGGACCAUAUCUUUGGAUGGCUUUUCUCAAAGCUUAAAAGCAGUGGUAGGGGAAGGGGCUCAGUUAGGUAAAGGCAGGAGCACAGUGGGAGGGGAUGUUCCCUGAUCAAACACACACACCCAACUGCUAUUUACCAUACUGAAGAGAAAUCUGUGUAUUUGUCUCUUACACACUCAGCAAAAUUAUUAGCAGAGGGAAGGGUUAACUAGGGAAAUGACAUAGAGGGAUGGGCUUUAAGAAAUCUUCUUCCCCACCACUACACUACACUCUGCUGCUCUGAUCCAGUUUGUUCCCCAAGCUGCUUCUCAGUUCUCAUUUUAAACUGAGAGAUACGCCUUUGUUAUCUCUGAGAUUCCCAUUAAUGUUGAAGGGAGAUCUUGACUGUCCUGCAGUCCUUCCUCUUCCCUGUGUUUUGCACAGGGAAUAAAUUGUACAAAAUGAGUAGAAUAGGUGCAAGGGGUUCUUUGAUUUGCAUGAUACACCCAGGGCAUAGAAUCUUGGUAUCUGGAUUUAUUGCCAAGUACACACAGCCCUGCUGUACAGGGAGCUCUUUGACACCACUGAAACUCUCCCUUUGCUUCAGUAUUUCCCCUCCCUUUAGCUUUUUGUGUACCAUUUGAUUAUCUCUUGCUUUUUCUUCAAUUCUCCAGUGCUCCACAGAUACCGGCACAUCUUGGGACUCUGGCAGCCAGACAUCGGACCAUAUGGGGGGCUGUUGAACGUAGUGGUGAGUAUAGAGGCUCUGCCAUGUUGCAUAGAGCAGGGGUUUGUUCAAGGUGCUACAGUGACUGAAAAGAAAGACUCUCCUUACUUUGUCUGUGACAGGUAGAUGGCUUGUUCAUUAUUGGCUGGAUGUACUUGCCCCCACAUGACCCUCAUGUGGAUGAUCCAAUGAGAGUCAAGCCGCUCUUCAGGAUCCACUUAAUGGAAAGAAAGAGUGCCACAGUGGAGUGCAUGUAUGGCCACAAGGGACCCCACAGUGGGCAUAUUCAGGUGAGCUACCUAUCCACUCUGCCGCAGCUGCAAAAUGAAGACUUGUUUUUUAAGGCCUUCUGUGCCAGUGUAAUUUUUAGCCUGUUUGUGGGUCUGUUUUCAUUGAGGAUUUAUGCCCUGUAAUGCUUAAUACUGCUGUUUAAUAUCUACAGAUUGUGAAAAAGGAUGAGUUUUCAACAAAGUGCAACCAGACGGAUCACCACCGAAUGUCAGGAGGAAGGCAAGAGGUAGGCCCUGUGUAAUGAAGAUACCCUGAGCUGCUUUUCAGCCUGUUGGAUGUUUACUACUUUAAAGCAGGGGUUGUCAACUUGUUGUGCCCCCCCCAUAUAGUGUACUUUAACGCCCAUUAGCCCCAGCAGGGAUAGGAUUCAGGGUUUCUUGUGUAAACUUCCCAUGGCUUAGAUUUCUUCCCCCAGCACCUGGAAGCUAAAGGUCACUUGUUGAUUCAACCGUCAGCUGCUGUCCAGGUGCUUCAGUGUCAUUCAAUGUGGUCUGUGCUUUGCAUUGCUAGCCAGGGAGUGACUUAUAGCUCCCUUGAGUUGGGCUCUUAAAGAACUGAAACUUUUAUUGCUCUGGCCACAAUCCAAAGGAUCGCGCAGCUAACAGAAAGCUAUGUUCUAUAUGCAUUUCUCCCCAUACUGCCUGGCAAACAACUUUCAAAUCUUAUGGGAGAAAUGCACAUGGAACAUAACUAUCUGUUUGCAAGGAGUGGUGGUGGUAUGCCUUGACCCCAUCUCAUUUAAUAUUAUAAGGCUGCUUCUGAAAAUGGAGCAGAGGAAUGAGGGAGAGAUUGCACACAACCUCUGGUGUGACCUUUGGGCACUCCUGUUUAAAAUAGAGAAGGCAGGAAAAUGCUGUUCCACCUUUCCCAGGAAAACCUUGAGACGAAGGUUCCAAGAGAAGGGAGACCUGCUCUAAGACGAGCUUCCAAUGUCUUCUUUAUAUAAACAUUGUUGAUGUAAGCACUGAAAACUUGGCCAUUAGCAAAGUUACCACCAGCAACUGUUAAUCUGAGAUAGGGCUUUUUCAACAUAUGUGGUAAUUUAGUGCCAUUGGGAAGGAAGUUAACUCACAGAAUGUUUUAUUUCAGUCUUAAUUGCACAUGUGCAGGCCUAGGCAUGUGCACAGGCACACAGAGAGGCUUGAUGAAUUAGGCUCUGUUGCCCUGUAUUGACUAGGGAGGAAGAGACAGUUAUCUGCGAUUGGGGAUUAAAGCCACAGUUGGCAAUGCAGAGUUAAGGCUGAAAUGCUACUGCUGUGCUCUGGCACGAAUAUGCCUCAUGAUCGAGCAGCUCAUUGUCAAGAAGCAAGCAGGGCUGGGAAUUUGUGGGGGUGGGGUGAAAAAUCCUCUUCCACGGCUGACAAGUAAUCAUGCUGUCUGCAGCAAGAUCAUUAGGAUGAAUUAGGCUAUCCGUAUCCUCUGAGGGUUCAAUGCGUAUCGUAACACUAAAACGAUGCCGUGCUUGCAGAAGCAGAUUCUUUUUUAUUCUUCCAUCUUAAAGCAAAUGCUUGAAACAAAGCUUUGGAAAUGUGUGUAAGAGAUGGCUUCUCCACAGUUCAGUGUUUUCCACUGCGACUCCACAUGAUGGUGUCAUUCUUCUGAAAGUACUGUGUGCCUUUUCCUCCACCUGUCUGUUCCACCACCUGAAACAGAAAAUCUAACAAAACAAAACAACUGUUGGGGGCAAGGGAUUCAUUUACAAUAGUCUGGAAGAUCUGCUGUGGUUUCACAGUCAACAAUGGCCUUAAGAAGGCUUGUGUCUGGAAGCACCCAGUUAUUGUGUUUAAAUGAGUGAAAUCAUUCUGCCUUUGGCUCUGCAAACAGAUCAGUUUAUGGAUCAUCUGUUUGGAAUUCUAGAAUUUGUAGUCCAGUAACAGGAAGGGGCAUUUAAUGGGUGAGCAGCUUGAUGAAAGCAGAGGAAAGCAAUUGCCUCUUGUCCAUAUCUACCUGUGCUUUCUUACUGGAGGAAGGGGCCCCAGGCAAUUGCAACUCACUGACUUUGCUUCUCUCUUUGGGGUGCUGUUGUAGGAGUUCCGGACAUGGCUGCGAGAGGAAUGGGGGCGGACUCUGGAAGACAUCUUCCAUGAGCACAUGCAAGAGCUCAUCUUGAUGAAGUUCAUCUAUACCAGUCAAUAUGAGUAAGAGGACCCUUCUUUCCUCCUCCUGCUUCUGCAGUCAAAAAGAGAGAGAAAAAUCUGUAUUUUUAGAAUAAAUUGUUCAAGUAAAGUAGUACAGUUGCAAACUCCCCAAACAGUGAUAACAUUUGAAAGGGAAGGGGUGCACUAUCUAGGUGUGGUUGCUUUUUGCUUCAGAGAACAGUGGAGACUUACGAUGCCUUUGUAAUCAUCGUAAUUCCUUCUAGUUCCAAUGUUCUGGUUUACACGCCAUUGUUUAUGUACACUAAACAGUACCAUCCAGUCACAAGAUCAGGAGGUAUCAGCAGACUUGGGUGAGCCCAAAGGUUUGCAGAAGUAUUAUUAUUAUCAUCAUCAUUAUUAUUAUUACCUCACCUUUUUACCUAGUGGGACUCAAGGAAGCUUACAGAUAAAAAUAAUGAAUUGGUUUGUUUUGGCAAAUUCUGUUCCCCAUCUUCAAAAGGUGGGUACAGAGGGAAGGCCAAACGUGCACAGCACCAUGGUUUUCAACCAUCUCCCUACCAGAAACUCACUCUGCUAAUUUGAGUCCCUUUCAGAUUCUGCUCACGCAUGGCAAAGCUGCAUUCAACAUGCAAGAGAGCUAGAGUUUUGAUUUUUGAAGGCAUCAUUGCUUUUAAAACAGAGAAGGUGAUCUAGUCAGAUGCCAAACUGUAUGCCUUGUCAGUGAUUCAGAGAUUGCACCAAACAGGUGGUGGCCUACCUGCAUUAUAUCAAGCUGUGGUUCUUUUUAAUAUUCCAGCAACUGCUUGACAUACAGACGCAUCUACCUCCCUCCACGGAGUGCCGUUGAUCUCAUCAAGCCAGGCCUUUUCAAGGGGACAUAUGGGAGCCAUGGUCUUGAAAUAGUCAUGCUCAGCUUCCAUGGAAAAAAGGCCAAAGGAACUAAAAUCACAGUGAGCAUCUGGCUUUCCCUGUUCAAGUAUGUAUUGUCACUGUUGCCAUGCCAAACAAAAUGAUCAAAGGAAUGGAGCAACUCCCAUUUGAGGAAAAGGGUUGCAUCGUUUGGGACUUUUUAGUUGAGAAAAAAGCAAGAAAGAGGUGGCAAGAUAGAAGUUUAUAACAUUAUGUACAGCAUAAUGUACAGCAUGGCUUCCCAAGUUCUAGAUCACGACUAAACACUACAUUACACCAGCUCUCAAUGAGUAAACAAAUAGUACAGCUUCUUAGACUAGCAGGGCAAAGGAAGUGGGCAAGACCUACUGAAAGUGAUGAACAGAGUGGAGAAGAGAGAUUUGCUAGUACCACAAUAUACAGGCAAGGCAAGGCACAGUAGUUCAGGAUGUGUUCUGUUUCAAAUAAGGGUUUGGGGAAGGGAACGAGGAGAAACUGAUUUGGCAAGGAUGAGGAGGCUGUUCAAGGCACUGGAAUGGGAUGGAGUCAGUGGCAAUUAGCAUUCAUAGCAAAGUCAUUCUGCUCUCUUUCCUUCCUGCCUAUCCUCCAGGGUGACCCUAACAUCCCAGCUGGCCAGCAGACAGUGGAGAUUGACCUGGCGCAUCCCAUCCAGCUGCCUGAUAUUGAAAACCUGAGCAAUUUCAGCGAACUCUCCCGCAUUGUCCUGGAAGUGCAGGAGCAGGUGCGGCGAGAGCAGCAGCAGGAGGAGGAGGCUGGCCUUGAAAAGGAGCACCAGCCGCAGGCCCAGGAAGAGGAAGAGGAGCAGCCACAGCCAGGCCCCUCUCAGCAGGAAGCAGGCAGAGGAGCAGAAGGCCCUGCAACUGAAGAGGGAGCCGUGGCCCAGGGAUCUCCCCCAGCCUCAUGCCCUUUUGUGCUGCCUGGUGGCAUUGCAUCCAGGAAUGAGGAUUACCCUCGGACCUGCAGAGCAUGGUAAAUACGAAAAGCCAAGAGUUGUGUUUCAAGGGGCAUCCCUGGAGGAUGUGGAGCAAAUUGCCCAUGAAUAUCCUUUGGGCUUCUGUCCAGUUCAACCAGACCCAAUAUUUUAUAAAGUAUUUGCUCCCAGAAAAGAAAAUAUUCUCUCCUCUCCCCUCAUUUAUUUAAUUCAGUGUAUGACAGAAGCUCCAAUUAUUAUGAUUUCUGCCCUUCCCUUUAAAAAGAAAUUUUACCCAAGGUGACUUAAUAAUGCAUUUAUAAGGCAAUUCCUAAACUCUGCCAGUUCAUAAAAUACGAUGAAAGCAUUACCAGAUCAUAACAUUAUAACACCAGAAAAUAACAAAGCAAUAAUAAAGCACAAUUUAAAAUAUAUUUUUUUUAAAAAAUAUGGUGGAAAUAAAAAUUGUUUAAUGCAGCAAAUACAAUAUUAUUGAAGAGAGAGAAAGAGAAGCACAAAAUAACCCCACCUCCAGCCCUUUCCAGGAGAUCCAGUCUUUCCAAGAAAAGAGCUGCUACUUCUGGUUGGAGCUAUUAGCAUAUAUUGGAUUAAUGCUUUUUAGAGGAGACAGGGAGCUUGAAACUCUGGAAGUCACAUAGCAUAGGCCUUGCAAGGACAUGUUAAUUCUUGGAAAUCUCUGUGUCAACAUGGAAGCCAGGUAACCUGGCAGUUCUGUUUGAUGGGGCAAGGUGUGUGAUGCCUGGAUUUUCCUGUGGGAGGUAUAUCACUGCAUCCUUUAUUUUCUUUUGUUCUUAGUUUCUACGGCACAGGGCUCAUAGCUGGCCAUGGCUUCACCAGCCCUGAGCGAACACCUGGCGUCUUUGUCUUGUUUGAUGACGACCGUUUUGGCUUCAUCUGGCUGGAGCUGCAGUCUUUUAGUCUCUACAGCCGCAUCAAGGACUCCUUCCAGAACGCAGAUGCUCCCUCGCAGGAGGCUUUCGAUGAAAUGUUGAAGAACAUCCAGUUACUUACAUCAUGA